Molecule: messenger RNA, 1871 nt
Organism: Lycium ferocissimum
Lineage: Eukaryota; Viridiplantae; Streptophyta; Magnoliopsida; Solanales; Solanaceae
Product: serine carboxypeptidase-like 45
Exons: 10
Coding region: 115-1482 (455 amino acids)
Biological process (GO): proteolysis
Cellular component (GO): vacuole
Molecular function (GO): serine-type carboxypeptidase activity
Source: RefSeq, a predicted model, not a curated record
AUGACUUUCUGUUUCUCCCCUCCAAUGAGCCACAGUAUAUAACUCACCUCUAUCAAGUAUUGUCACUCAAACUCCUUUUUUUUCUCCAACAAGGACUUGCAAACUUCAAAAGCAAUGGCUAUGUCUGUCUUGUUCUUUCUUCUUUAUGCUUCUGUAGGAAUUGUGAAUGCAUUUCCUCAUCCAGACAAAAUCAUUCUAUUGCCUGGACAACCUCAAGUGGGAUUUCAACAGUUCUCAGGCUAUGUCACUGUUGAUGACAAAAAACAAAAAGCUCUCUUUUACUACUUUGUGGAAGCAGAAACAGAUCCAGCUUCCAAGCCUCUUGUUUUAUGGUUAAAUGGAGGACCUGGUUGUUCUUCUGUGGGAGUAGGUGCAUUCUCUGAGAAUGGUCCAUUUAGACCAAGGGGACAAUUUCUUGUUAAGAAUGAACACAGCUGGAACAAAGAGGCAAAUAUGUUGUACUUGGAGUCUCCAAUUGGGGUUGGCUUUUCUUAUUCAACUAAUACUUCUUCCUAUGAUACAGUUAAUGAUGAGAUAACAGCUAGGGACAAUGUUGUGUUCAUGCAACGCUGGUUCAACAAAUUCCCACAGUAUAGAAACAACAAUUUGUUUUUAACGGGGGAGAGUUAUGCAGGCCAUUAUGUACCUCAACUUGCUAAGCUCAUGAUUGAGGUUAACAACAAAAAGAAGUUGUUCAAUCUGAAAGGAGUUGCACUGGGUAAUCCGGUUCUGGAAUUCGCCACUGACUUCAAUUCGAGGGCUGAGUACUUCUGGUCUCAUGGCCUAAUAUCAGACUCUACAUACAAAAUGUUCACUUCCUUUUGUAAUUAUUCUCGCUAUGUGAGCGAGUACUACAGGGACAAUGUAUCGCCAAUGUGUUCAAGAGUCAUGAGCCUAGUAAGUAGAGAAACCAGUAAAUUUGUGGACAAAUAUGAUGUUACCCUGGAUGUCUGUAUGUCAUCAGUGCUCUCUCAGUCCAAAAUUAUUAGUCCACAAGAAAAUGCUGAGAAGAUAGAUGUCUGCAUCGAUGAUGAAACAGUCAAUUACUUAAAUCGACAAGAUGUGAGGAAGGCUCUGCAUGCCAGGCUUGUUGGUGUUCACAGCUGGGAUGUUUGCAGCAACAUUCUAGAUUAUCAAUUGCUUGACAUAGAGAUACCAACCAUCUCUAUAGUAGGAUUGCUUGUCAAGGAGAGAAUUCCAGUCUUAAUUUACAGCGGGGAUCAAGAUUCUGUUGUUCCAUUGACCGGAAGCCGCUCCGUUGUACAUACACUAGCAAAACAGAUGAGGCUGAACACUACUGUACCCUAUAGAGUUUGGUUUGCAGGGAAGCAGGUUGGUGGUUGGACUCAAGUGUAUGAUAAUAUCCUAUCAUUUGCCACCAUUAGAGGUGCUGCUCAUGAAGCUCCGUUCUCUCAGCCAGAGAGAUCACUUGUUCUGUUCAAGUCAUUUCUUCAAGGCAGGGCACUUCCUGAAGUAUUCUAAGAUCCCAAAUUGGUGAAUGAUGAUGGACAGCCAGAGUAAAUAGGUCUUUCAUGUGCAUACACUUCGCAAUUAAAUGUAAAAGGAUCUUGGUUUUUUCGCUUUUGCUCGUAAAGAUUAGAAGAAGAUGUCGAGGUGCGCGCAAGCUGGUCAGGACGCCACGAUUAUCAAAAAAAAGUUACUGUAGAAGAAGACUAGAAGAGUCUGAAAUGUUGUGAUAGGAAGAAAAAUGUGUGAUCUUUAGGGCCUCCUAUGUGAAUUUAGUUUCUUUUUUCUUUCUUCAAAGUUUGGCUGGAAUGCAAAUGAAUGCAGGAAAAGCAUCUGUAAGUUUUGUUGAAAGCAACCUUUUCCGUCUUUCGGUAGCAUAAAGAAAAUAGAUUCAGAGUGACAAA